ACAGUCGAAAAUAUCUUCAGACCUUGCCAUAUGUUCCCUAGGGGACAAAAUCGUCCCCGAUUGAAAAGCACUGAAUUGGAGGAAGGCCGACCUGCCUCGUGUCCCAGAGGUUGGGAGAACCACCCUCCCGUGUCUUGCUCUCUGGCUUGUCUGAGCACACUUAAUAGUCAAGCUAGGGAGCUUCGGAAGGCGGGGCUUGUGCAGACGAGCGGCAGAUUUGGCUGGGAGGCGGGCGGCUUUAUGCAGAUGAGGGGGUGGUGCCUGCAUGUUGAUUAGUUGGGUCGGCUGCCGACGCGGCUGGGAGCCUAGCGGGUCCCGCUGCGGUUCGGGCUGAGGUGGCAUCUCUCUUCCUACCCCCUAGUCCCUAGGUCCCUACCCCCCACUCACCCAGGAUCGCCCUCGACCUUUACCCUCAUACAUUUCCCCCUCCUCCUCCCGGCGCCAGUUCCCCCGUAUCCGAAUAUCUCCGCUCGUUGCGCCCCCCGCGUUUCUCCCCUCCCGCGGCAAAGCCCGCGACCUCCAGCAGCCCGCCCCCGCGGGCCGGAUCAGCCUGGAGGCUCCCGCCGCAGCCGCCUCAGCCCUCCCGCUCUCCCGGGGGUCGCGCCACUACACCCCCGGGUGUCUGCCCUCAGGCUUUCCUGUUCACUUCUCCCGCCCCUUCGGAGCCCCCUCCCCGGCCCUGGCCAGCCGGCAUGCAGGUGUCUAUUGCGUGUACCGAGCAGAACCUUCGCAGCCGCAGCAGUGAGGACCGUCUGUGUGGACCCCGGCCGGGCCCCGGGGGCGGUAAUGGCGGGCCAGUCGGCGGGGGGCAUGGGAAUCCUCCCGGGGGAGGAGGGUCGGGCCCCAAGGCCCGGGCCGCACUGGUACCCCGACCCCCAGCACCCGCUGGGGCCCUCCGAGAGAGCACCGGCAGAGGCACUGGCAUGAAAUACAGGAACCUAGGGAAGUCUGGUCUUCGGGUAUCCUGUCUUGGCCUAGGUACCUGGGUCACAUUUGGUUCUCAGAUCUCAGAUGAGACAGCAGAGGAUGUGCUGACAGUAGCCUAUGAGCAUGGUGUAAACCUGUUUGACACCACCGAAGUGUACGCAGCAGGAAAGGCUGAAAGAACCCUAGGCAACAUCCUCAAGAGCAAAGGUUGGAGGAGAUCAAGCUAUGUCAUCACCACCAAGAUUUUUUGGGGAGGACAGGCAGAAACUGAGCGAGGCUUGAGCCGCAAACACAUCAUUGAGGGCUUGCGAGGAUCCCUGGAACGCCUCCAGCUGGGAUAUGUGGACAUCGUCUUUGCCAAUCGCUCAGACCCCAACAGUCCCAUGGAGGAGAUUGUGCGAGCCAUGACCUACGUCAUCAACCAGGGCAUGGCCCUAUACUGGGGGACAUCCCGAUGGGGGGCUGCAGAAAUCAUGGAGGCCUACUCCAUGGCCAGACAGUUCAAUCUGAUUCCUCCAGUGUGUGAACAAGCUGAGCACCAUCUGUUUCAGAGAGAGAAGGUGGAGAUGCAGCUGCCAGAGCUCUACCACAAGAUUGGUGUUGGCUCAGUCACCUGGUCCCCUCUGGCCUGUGGCCUUAUCACCAGCAAGUAUGAUGGACAAGCCCCAGAUACCUGCAGGGCCACCAUCAAAGGCUACCAGUGGCUCAAAGACAAAGUGCACAGUGAGGAUGGCAAGAAGCAACAAGCCAAAGUCAUGGACCUUCUCCCCAUCGCCCACCAGCUGGGCUGCACUGUGGCACAGCUUGCUAUUGCGUGGUGUCUCCACAGUGAGGGUGUCAGCUCCGUCUUGCUGGGGGUAUCCAGUGCAGAGCAGCUGAUAGAACACCUGGGCGCCCUACAGGUGCUGAGCCAGCUGACGCCGCAGACAGUGAUGGAGAUAGACGGGCUCCUGGGCAACAAACUGCAUUCCAAGAAGUAGCCCGUCGGGGGCGCAGGGACCCGAAC
Messenger RNA from Ceratotherium simum simum (southern white rhinoceros), 1933 nucleotides. RefSeq names its product potassium voltage-gated channel subfamily A regulatory beta subunit 3 (gene KCNAB3). Gene Ontology annotation, molecular function: voltage-gated potassium channel activity; transmembrane transporter binding; potassium channel regulator activity. Gene Ontology annotation, cellular component: cytoplasm; membrane; voltage-gated potassium channel complex. NCBI's taxonomy places the organism in Eukaryota, Metazoa, Chordata, Mammalia, Perissodactyla, Rhinocerotidae. Gene Ontology annotation, biological process: potassium ion transport; regulation of potassium ion transmembrane transport. The record is from RefSeq and is a predicted model, not a curated record.